Melampsora larici-populina 98AG31 is the source of this 717-nucleotide messenger RNA. RefSeq lists its product as uncharacterized. The transcript has a single exon. Bases 5 to 544 code for a protein of 179 amino acids. Lineage: Eukaryota; Fungi; Basidiomycota; Pucciniomycetes; Pucciniales; Melampsoraceae. The record is from RefSeq and is a predicted model, not a curated record.
AAGAAUGGAAAUUAGCUACAGUCCAAUCUAUUGUGAAGAAGGACCUCCUGAAUUAGUUCGACUGAUCAUUGAAGAUUGUGAAAACCUUUGUUUAUCAAAAACACCUUUGUUUGUGAAUGCUUGGGCACCUGAUCUGACUUAUUUAGACAUUAGAUUUAUUGAUGAUUGGAAACCUAUUCAAGAAUUCCAUCAAUUUAACUUGGCGGAUUUAACUCAUCUAACGAUCAGAUCAUCUUACAAAUUCGAUUCUUUACAAUGCUUUUCAAAUUGUAAAAACCUUUCUCAUCUUAGUCUUGUACGAUUUGGAAAAGAUAAACAAACGAAAUUUUCCGAAUCGAUCAUGGCUAAUAUCUUUCCUAAACUGAAGGUCUUAUCUUUUUAUACACAUCAUUCAAGUAUCACACUUGAUUCAUUGGUCGAUCUUCAAUUGUUUCCAAUAGAUGUGUUUUGUAAAUCUAAGGAGAUUGAACUGAGAGUCUUGUGUGAAGAAACUUAUCAUGGAACUCUAUAUGAUGGAUCAAUGCUUCAUGCAACUCCGGAUUGAAGAUCAGACACUGAUGGAUUUGAAAUGAGAUGAAGUUUUCAAUUUUUUGGUAGAAGAGCUAGAUGUAUUUAUUGUGAAUAGAUUCAAUUUUUUUUGGAAUAUAAUCAGUUUCAUUAAAGUCUAUUUUAGCUAAGGGCUCAAUUGGAUGUCUUAGAAAAACUGUAUCUGGUUAG